Molecule: messenger RNA, 1266 nt
Organism: Sungouiella intermedia
Lineage: Eukaryota; Fungi; Ascomycota; Pichiomycetes; Serinales; Metschnikowiaceae
Source: the annotation of a GenBank genome assembly
AUGUCCACCCUUCUCAAUCCGAACGACAGAACUGGCUAUAAGGCCACUGAAAAUGAGGAGGCCGAGUACUUCUACGAGGACGAAGAGUGGAACAUAUCACGAACUACCAAAAAGUUGCUUAUCGCAUGUGGUGUCGUGCUUAGUGUAGCCAUCAUAUACUUAUUUUGCUUCAUUUUGCCCAAUAUGUUUAUCCCCAAGCUGGUAAACCUUGUGGGAAUCAGCAAGGUCCAGGAUUUGGCGGUAAGCUUGAUUCCUGUGUCUCUGGACGUUGUGGAAACUUGGAAUGUUGGAGCAUGGGAUAAUUUGGAAUAUGACGAGGAGGAACAAACAGAACAAACAGAACAAACAGAACAAACAGAACAAACAGAGCAGGAAACUUCAGAACUCUCUGAUGAAAUGUUUGCUGACUCCAAGAAGACAGUGAAACAGAGAUUGAUCAUUAUUGGAGAUAUCCAUGGCCAAUAUAUUCAAUUACGCAAAUUGCUCAGAAAGGUGGGAUUCAACAAGAAGACAGACCAUGUUCUUGUAUUGGGAGACUUCAUAGCUAAGGGUCCAGACUCCAUGAAGGUCCUUGAAUACCUUAUCGAGAACCAAAUGGAUUGUAUUUUGGGUAAUCAUGAAUACUACGCAUUGCAGAACUACGCUCAGUUCCAUGGAUUGCAGAGUCCGUACUUUGUUGCACAGAACUCCUCCAAUGCACUCCGAAACCCCGACUUAUCGAGUAAGAGCUCGCAGAUGUCGAACAGUGGGUUCAAUGAAGACCCAGAAUACCUUUUGGCCAAGAAGUUGCAGCCACACCACAUCGAGUAUAUCAAUCUGUGUGGAGUGAUCAAGAAGUUAGGCAAGGUUCCUUUGCAUGCAUCCAAGAAUGAUGGCGGUCGCAAUUUUGCUUCAGGAUUGGCUGUCCAUGCUGGCUUAAGAUGGGAUUUGACAGCUGAUCUUAAUGAGCAAGACCCCAACGACUGUUUGGAGAUGAGAUCUUACUUGGAACCAUUCUACAAUGAGACGACCGACGAUCCACGUGCAGAAAGGGCAGUUUCAUGGUCGAAGGUAUGGAACGCAGUGAACAAGAACAAGACUGUGGACCACCAAUAUGUGGUGUACUAUGGACAUGAUGCCCACCGCGGACUCAAUUUGAAGAAAUGGGCCAAAGGUUUGGAUAAUGGAUGUGUUCGUGGUGACUACCUAGCUGCAAUGGUGUUGUGGCAAGAGGAGACGAAGAGGGGAGUUUUGUACAAGGAGCAAUCUGUGAGAGUAAGUUGUUAA